AUGCACCCUCCAUCUUACAACUUCAUCGAGCUGGUCAACAAGUGUGUCCAAAUCACCCACUACUACCUCUGCGGCCACAACCGAGUCGACAAGGCCGGCUGCGCCGUGUCGAAGCGGAGAGCGUGCGGCGUGCUCAACAACCGCUCCGUCCAUCACGAGACAAAGUGCUUCGACUGCGGCGAGGGCUAG
Neohortaea acidophila is the source of this 189-nucleotide messenger RNA. RefSeq lists its product as uncharacterized. Lineage: Eukaryota; Fungi; Ascomycota; Dothideomycetes; Mycosphaerellales; Teratosphaeriaceae. The coding region runs from base 1 to 189 and encodes 62 amino acids. The record is from RefSeq and is a predicted model, not a curated record. The transcript has 2 exons.